This is a messenger RNA of Pterocles gutturalis (yellow-throated sandgrouse), 1563 nucleotides long. RefSeq names its product ceruloplasmin-like. The record is from RefSeq and is a predicted model, not a curated record. The transcript is spliced from 9 exons. Gene Ontology annotation, molecular function: oxidoreductase activity; copper ion binding. Gene Ontology annotation, biological process: iron ion transport. Lineage: Eukaryota; Metazoa; Chordata; Aves; Pterocliformes; Pteroclidae. Gene Ontology annotation, cellular component: plasma membrane. The annotation marks the transcript as partial.
GCCAUUGCUAAUUCCCUGCAGGCUGGAGUCUUUCUCAAAAGAGGGCCACAGAGGAUAGGCAGCACGUACAAGAAGGCUGUAUACACUCAGUACACCAAUCACUUAUAUGACGAGGUAGUUGACAAACCUUCCUGGCUGGGUUUUUUAGGCCCUAUCAUUAAGGGAGAAGUUGGAGAUUCCAUUAUUAUUCACUUGAAGAACUUCGCUUCCAGAAACUACACACUGCACCCACAUGGUGUAACAUACACAAAGGAAAAUGAAGGUGCUUUUUAUCCUGACAACACGACAGAUUUGCAAAAGAGAGAUGAUGCUGUGGAGCCUGGAGGGCAGUACACCUACACGUGGGACGUGACAGAAGAUCAAGGUCCUGCUGACGGAGAUGCUGACUGCAUCACCAGGGCUUACCACUCCCACAUAGAUGCUCCGAGAGAUGUUGCCUCAGGGCUUGUUGGGCCUCUAAUAAUUUGCAGGAAAGGUACAAUGAGUAACAGCACUGCUAAACACUUUGAUGCUGAAUUUAUCCUUAUGUUUUCUGUGAUGGAUGAAAAUCUCAGCUGGUAUCUAGAGGAUAAUAUCAGGACAUACUGUUCUGAGCCUUACAAAGUUGACAAAGAUGAUGAGGACUUCCAGGAAAGCAAUAAAAUGCACUCAAUCAACGGGUACGUGUUUGGAUACGUCCCGGACCUCAGGAUGUGUGUGGAAGACAAGGUUAAAUGGCACCUUUUUGGCAUGGGCAAUGAGGCUGAUAUCCAUUCAGCCUACUUUCACGGACAGACCUUGAUAGAGAGGCAGCAUCGAGUUGACACUAUCAACCUCUUCCCAGCCACGUUUGUUGAUGCUGUCAUGAUACCGAGGAGUCCUGGGGAGUGGCUGCUUGGCUGCGAAGUGAAUGACCACAUCGUAGGUGGCAUGCAGGCCCUUUUUGAAGUAGAAGAUUGUAGGAACUCCACAACGCAUCGCAAUGAGAGCACAAAGAUAAGACAGUACUUCGUCGCUGCUGAAGAGAUCAUCUGGAACUAUGGCCCAUCUGCAAUCAACCAUUUUACAGGACAAGAACUAGUCACUGACAGUGAAUCUCACGUAUUUUUUGAACAAAGUAAGACAAGAAUUGGUGGCUCUUACAAAAAAGCCAUUUUCAAAGAAUACACAGAUGGUUCUUUCACUGAACACAAAAAAAGGCUCCCAGAGGAAGCACAUCUUGGUCUCCUAGGACCUGUCAUCAAGGCUGAAGUGGGUGAGAGCAUCAUGGUGACCUUCCGGAACAACGCCAGCCGCCCAUUCAGCAUUAAGCCCCAUGGCGUGAGUUACCGCAAGAGCGACGAGGGGUCAUUGUACGGUGCUGCCUCCAGAGGUGCUGAGUCUCCAGCCGCCCAUGUGAGUCCUGGGGCCACGUUUACAUACGAGUGGAACGUGCCGGAAGACGUGGGCCCCACGGACCAGGAUCCCAACUGUUUAACCUGGAUUUAUUACUCAUCUGUGGAUACCAUCAGAGACACCAGCUCUGGCCUUGUGGGUCCACUCUUGGUCUGCAGGAAAGGAGCUCUGCUUCCUUCUGGGAAACAG